Molecule: messenger RNA, 1889 nt
Organism: Lingula anatina
Lineage: Eukaryota; Metazoa; Brachiopoda; Lingulata; Lingulida; Lingulidae
Product: acylcarnitine hydrolase-like
Source: RefSeq, a predicted model, not a curated record
AUGGCGAGUAACAAAGUUCUCUCGGCUGCUUCUUUCUAUAUUUUGGUACAGAUACAAGUGGUUUUGUGUACAGAUACUCCUGUGGUCAGAACAAACCUGGGAAAUAUUGUUGGAGACAGAGGAGAGGUGGAUACCGGUGUCAGUGCGGAUAUAGUUGAUCGCUUUCUUGGAAUACCAUACGCAAAACCCCCAGUUGGAAGACUUCGAUUCGCCAAUCCCAAGAGACACCCUGGAUGGGGAGAAAGCAUUCGACAGGCGAAACAGUUCGGUCCCCACUGCCCGCAGCCUGACAGCUCAAUUACCUUCUACGUCAACUUAGGUCGAACAAUCACCAACAUCAGAAGGGACGAAGAUUGUCUGUUUUUGAACGUGUACGUGCCACGCGGGGUUGAUAUUUUACGCCAGACGGGAGUUCGCCUGGCGAUUUUCAUUCAUUUUCACAGUGGUGCUUUCAAGGCAGGAACAGGUGCGAGUUUUAAUGGAGAUAUCCUUGCACUCGAGUCUGAUGUCGUCCUCGUCACUAUAAACUACAGACUGGGCUUUCUGGGGUUCUUCAGCACAGGGACUGACGAGGCAAGGGGAAAUUACGGCCUGUAUGACCAGCACUGGGCUAUUAAAUGGGUACGGGAGAAUGCUGAGGCGUUUGGCGGAGACCCUGAUCGCAUUACUGUUAUUGGUGAUUCAGCAGGAGGAGCGUCGGUGGAUUAUCAGAUGAUCUCUCCUCUAAAUCGUGGUUUGAUACAGGGAGGGAUAUCAGUUAGUGGCUCGAGCUUGGCACCUUGGUCUUUGACCGAGUCUUUGAACGUCAGUUUGGAGUUUUCAAAACUGGCCGGAUGUGAUAUGUCUCGACCAAGAGCAAGACUUCGCUGUCUCCGCAAUAAGGACGCUCAGGAAUUGGCGGAGAUAAUGGAGGGAGGUGUACGUGGAGUACUCGACUGGAGACCAAGUAUUGAUGGAGUUUUCAUACCUAGACAGCCGCGAGAACUCUUGAGAAAAAACGUGCCAUUCGGGCUUCUAUACAUGGUAGGUUCUACCUCCCAUGACGGCAGCAUUUUCACACUUCCUUUUUCAGGAAAUCCCCCUUAUGUUGCACAAGAACGCACCAAUCUCGAAACUUAUGCAUCACUGCUCUAUCAAUUCAAGAUGAAAAGUGCGGAAGUCGCUGUUGCUAGGUCCUUGCUUCAUGAAUACGGCCUCAUUCGAGACCCUAUGGAUCCUUUGGAUAUUUUAACUCGGGCGGUGCAGCAAAACACUGACUUUCUCUUCGGAAUGCCAGCAGAGGAGUCGGCAAGAUUGAACGCAGCGGGAGGUGCCACAGUGUAUAAAUACACAUUGUCUGUUCGUCUUGGCUAUCCAUCUUCUUACUUAUCUAAGGCUGCUUUUGUGCGAGCUGAACACUAUGAUACAGGCAUUCUGUAUUUUGGUGUUUUUGAACAGCACCCGGAUAUAUAUAACUUGACAGCUGAGGAAUUGGAACUUGGAAGAACCAUCAGGCGGUAUUUAGCCAACUUCGCAAAAAAUGGUGAUCCAAAUGUUGGUUACGCGGUCAGCGUCCAGUGGCCGGAAUAUACAGCGGCUUCCAGACAAUUCAUCAACCUAAACACACCCACCACAGUAGAAACGUUCGAUAGGGAGCGCCAAUAUCUGUUUGCGACCGAGGUACUUCCCGCCAUAGUGGCAGUGGGUAAGGAGGCUGACACGGUGGGCACACGACCUCGUCAAUCCCAACCAUGCUCUAGGGCAAUUUGGAGAACAUAUCGGACACCCAGGAUCCACAGUCGUCGGUAUAUCAACCGGUUGAUGAGAAAUGCCUAGUUAUUUUGUAUGGACAUACUGCACAGGCGUGUAGUGCGUAAAUGGGUAUAAGCGUGGUUUUAGCGGAUACCUAC